Molecule: messenger RNA, 1440 nt
Organism: Sclerotinia borealis F-4128
Lineage: Eukaryota; Fungi; Ascomycota; Leotiomycetes; Helotiales; Sclerotiniaceae
Source: the annotation of a GenBank genome assembly
AUGGCCUCUCACAUCAGAAAUCAUAGAGUUGACCGCAAAUGCGAAGAGAGCCGAAACGAUGUGGAGAGGGCUUCGACAAAUGAUCAACGUCUACAAAGCCGUGAUACGCAAGCGAUGGAGGAAACGCAAGGCGAUUCUAUUGAAGGCUUAUCCGGAAAUCCCAACACCAUGCGCCAGAACUUGACCCGCUUCCAUAUCGACAUUUACGCCAUGCACAUUGGAUUGAAUACGUUUCAAAUUCCAGAGGAAAAGGUUCUUGAUGGCGUGCUGCCAUGGGAAUGUGCUGUGCUGUUCAAGAAUCCAGAUUUAGGGGAGCACGUAGAGUUGGUCGAGAACCAGUCAGGGUUGAAGGGGAAAGUAUCAACCGAAGCACUUGUAUCUGAUUAUCACCCUUACUAUACUUGUGGAUUAAUUCUUCAUGACAUUCCGAUUUUCGAGGAAAAGCAUCAUUUCCGAAUCCUUCCCAAGCCGGAGCCGAUUUCUGCAACCCCUUCGCAACGGCUUAAUCCAAUAUUCGCAGCAACGGAGACUCCUUAUAAGCCACCGGGUCGGUUGGACUUCGAAAUGAUUGAAGCCCUUCUCGAUGCAAGGAAAGCUGCUGCGGAGGAUCAUAUAUGGUCUUUGAGAGAAGAUCCAAUUCAUUACGCAAGACUGUUGAAUGUCAUCUUAAAUGCAUACGAGGCGUUAUCUUUUUGGAAUAGUUUACAAGAAGACUUUCGAAACUUGAAGAAGCUGGAAGAGAAGGAUCGAAUCUCCAACGCAGUAUCAGCAAUACUGUCAGAUCUUGAAAUUGUGGCUCAAAUAACUCGGGAGCUGUACCUCUAUCAACCUUGGGCAUCGAAAGUGGAUCAGCAACUGAAAGACGACCAUGGUGUCACGAGAGCCAUCACAGAUUCUAAAGGGAAGCUCAUCGACGAGAUCAUAGUUACGCUUGAAGGCGUGCCAGCAAAUGAGAUCUCGAAGCUUAGAAAGCUUAUUAAUACACCCAGUCUCUUCAAGCAUACUCGGCGGAGAGAGAAAGCACUUGACAAUAUCUGGGGUCACAUCAAUCAGUUUCAUCUAAAUGCCUGCGGACAGGCUACUCUGGUUGAUAUCCUUCACGAUCUCUUACAGCUGGUUCGAACAACAAGAUGGACCGAGCCGCCUCCUGAAGUAAAGCGGUCCGGCAAACAGCACACACUGAUCGACAAGGAUGUAUUUAGUGCUUUCGAACAUGUGCAAAUCGAUGACGCAAAGGGUGUCCAGUCCCUCAAUGCAAUGUCUUCAAUGGGCAAGACCAAAAUUAGGAGGGAGCAAUUGCCGCCAGAAUCUUCAACUAUAGCGGAAGAAAAACCGGAGGCAAGAGAGAUUGAAGCGUCCCGAGAAGUGAUCGAGAGAACGAUCCACCUGGAGAUAUUGCUUGGCAAGGCUUCCUACAAGCAAUGGCCGCAGGAGGACUGA